Messenger RNA from Erythranthe guttata (spotted monkey flower), 1106 nucleotides. Its product is annotated as Thioredoxin superfamily protein. NCBI's taxonomy places the organism in Eukaryota, Viridiplantae, Streptophyta, Magnoliopsida, Lamiales, Phrymaceae. The record is from RefSeq and is a predicted model, not a curated record. Gene Ontology annotation, molecular function: antioxidant activity; oxidoreductase activity.
ACCUCUACGAGGGUGGGGCAAAUAUCUCCGGCAUGGCGGGUGUUUUAACGGUGACCGUGUCAUCAAUCGGCGUUUAUCGGAGGUCUCUACCCCUCCGGCGCACGCUAUACGCGACGAAAGCUAUUUGUUCUUCCGUAUCAUCCUCGAAAUGCUAUUCGCGAAUGGGUUGGAAUUCCCUGCAGCGCAGGUCCACCGUACUCCCGUCGAGAAAGCUUGUGAUUCGAGCUGCCAGAAUCGAGUCCGAAGGAGUGUCCCUUGGUUUCAGAGCACCUGAUUUCGAGCUUCCGGAACCUCUCACUGGUAAAACGUGGAAACUGGACGACUUUGAACCAUACCCAGCAUUACUGGUAAUGUUCAUCUGCAACCAUUGCCCCUUCGUCAAACAUUUGAAGAAGGACAUUGUCAAGAUUUCAAACUUCUACAUGAAGAAAGGGCUUGCGGUGAUAGCAAUUUCUUCAAACUCAGCAACUACUCAUCCACAGGAUGGUCCUGAUUUCAUGGCUGAGGAUGCUAAGAUGUUUAACUACCCUUUCCCUUAUCUCUACGACGAGUCCCAAGAUGUUGCCAGAAACUUUGGCGCUGUAUGCACACCUGAGUUUUUCUUAUUUAAAAAGGAUGGCCGUAGGCCAUUUGAGUUAGUUUACCAUGGACAAUUCGACGAUUCACGGCCGAGUAACAAUGUACGGAUCACUGGAAGGGACCUGUGCUUAGCAAUAGACAGUGUUUUAAGUGGACAACCUGUACCAUCCUUUCAGAAGCCUAGUGUUGGAUGCAGUAUAAAGUGGAAUCCUGAAUGAAGUAAAGGUAUAACUAGAGGCGCUUAAAUUGCCUUCAAGAUGCCAUCGUCAGCCUUGCUCUGAGGUGCAUGAUAUUAACUUUGUAAUAGCUGAUUAAAUUUCGAUUAUCAGAAUUCAUUUGAUUCGUUUUUAUGUAAGUUUUGUGAUCAUUUUCCACGUCUUUGCGAGUUCAUUUCAUGAACUUAGCAGAACAAUGUGGUGCUUACAUUUCAUAUUUUUCGAUAUCUAUUUGUAUAAAGUUAUUACAUUUAUUUGACUUGUGCCUCCACAUGCCUGUUUUAAUUUACAACUGAAGGACUGAAAUUUUAC